CUGGAGCUGCUGCGGGACAGCGUCCCCAUGGUGUCCCUGGCCGCCGCGGCCGCCGCACUGUACGCGCGCGUGGCCUCGUCGCUCCUCCGCCCCGGCCUCCCGCGCCUCCUCGCGCUGCUCCCGCUCUUCCCGUUCCUCGCCGCCGCUCCCCUGGCUUUCACUUCCUCCGCCAUCGCCCGGGGCACCGCCGCCUUCUUCCUGGCUUGGCUCUGCGCGUUCAAGCUCGCCCUCCUCGCCGCCGGCCGCGGCCCGCUCGACCCCGCGCUCCCCGUGCUCCCGUUCCUCUUCACCGCCUUGCUCCCCGUCAAGCUCCGCCGCGCUGGCAGCGCCGGGGCGUCCAAGGGCAGUCCUCUGCCGUCGCUCUGCUCUUGCGCGGCCAAGGUCGCCGUCAUAGCCGCCAUCCUCCGCGUCUACCAGUACAACGCUCGGCUGCAUCUCUACGCGCGCCGGGCCCUCUACGGCGUCCACAUUUACUGCUUCCUCGACCUCUUCUUCCCCUGCAUCGCGAUGGCCGCCGGCGCGCUCGGCAUGGAGACGGAGCCGCAGUUCGACCGCCCCUACCUGGCCUCCUCGCUGCGGGACUUCUGGGGCCGCAGGUGGAACCUCAUGGUGUCCGCCAUCCUCCGGCCGUCGGUGUACGACCCCGUGCGCGCGCGCGCCGGGAACCCCGCGGGCGUGCUGGCCACCUUCCUCGUGUCCGGGCUGAUGCACGAGGGCAUGGUGUACUACCUCAGCCUCCGGCGGCCGGACGGCAGGAUGACCGCAUUCUUCCUGCUCCACGGCGUUUGCUGCGUCGCCGAGGGGUGGUGCGCGCGGCGGUGGGCGGCGAGGGGCUUGCCGUCGCCGCCGCGGGCCGUGGCGACGGUGCUGGUGGUGGUGUUCGUCGCGGGCACGUCGUUCUGGCUCUUCUUCCCGCCGCUGUGCAAGGACGGUGUGGAGGAGAAGCUGCUGGAGGAGUGGGCUGCCGUUGCCGCCUUCUUCCUCGACGCCGGCAGAAAGAUUAGUCACGUUGUAAGUUCACGAGCGACUAACUAGUAGGAAAAUAAAUGUCAGAUUUAUUGGGACUCUAACCAAAUAACCAACCAUCA
Hordeum vulgare subsp. vulgare (domesticated barley) is the source of this 1088-nucleotide messenger RNA. RefSeq names its product acyl-CoA--sterol O-acyltransferase 1-like. The record is from RefSeq and is a predicted model, not a curated record. Gene Ontology annotation, biological process: lipid metabolic process. NCBI's taxonomy places the organism in Eukaryota, Viridiplantae, Streptophyta, Magnoliopsida, Poales, Poaceae. The transcript has a single exon. Bases 28 to 1035 code for a protein of 335 amino acids.